Exserohilum turcica Et28A is the source of this 540-nucleotide messenger RNA. RefSeq lists its product as uncharacterized. The transcript has 2 exons. Lineage: Eukaryota; Fungi; Ascomycota; Dothideomycetes; Pleosporales; Pleosporaceae. The record is from RefSeq and is a predicted model, not a curated record. Bases 1 to 540 code for a protein of 179 amino acids.
AUGACUUUUCGCUGUAAGCGCUGUGAGAAGAAGAACCUUCGUUGCUUCGUAGAUACUGCGUCCGGGCAGUGUGCUGGUUGUAUCGCUGUGAAGGCUGAGUGCAGCUUGUUUGUGACUGAGGAAGAGUGGGAAAAGGUUGAGGCUGAGAAGCGUCAAAAGCGUCUUGAGCUUGCUCGUUCUGAGGAACAGACCGCGCGACUUCGUCGCGAGCUCCUAGAGGUCGAGGAGCGAGAGCGAGCGUACGCUGACCGUGAUCAUGCCAUUCUGAACCUUCAGAAUCGUGAAAAAGAGGAGGCUGAGGGGAGUUCCGCCCCUGGUAUGGAGUUUCCGGCAACCGAACCAUCGCUACCCGUACAAUCGACUGACCCGGGCUGGUUACAGGCUGAUUACUCUUCUUCUUCUUUCGACCCUUUACCUCUUGAUUACUUCCUUUCCUACGAGAAUCCGAUUCUCGCUUCUGUGGAUUUUUCCGAUGGUACUCACGUCCUUGAUUUCCUUGACUACGUACUCGUCGUCUUCGAGCUCGAUAUCUUCCAUUAG